Messenger RNA from Neltuma alba, 1539 nucleotides. Its product is annotated as anthocyanin 3'-O-beta-glucosyltransferase-like. Bases 1 to 1539 code for a protein of 512 amino acids. Lineage: Eukaryota; Viridiplantae; Streptophyta; Magnoliopsida; Fabales; Fabaceae. The transcript has a single exon. Gene Ontology annotation, molecular function: UDP-glucosyltransferase activity. The record is from RefSeq and is a predicted model, not a curated record.
AUGGAAGCUAAUUCACCUCCUUUGAAAAUUUACUUCAUACCCUCCGUGGGCCCUAGUCAUAUUGUUUCUCUCUUUGAACUCUGUCGUCUCUUCGCCUCACGUGGCGUGCACGUGACCUUACUCACCACCCCUUCCUCCGCCGGCUUCCUGCGCAAACCUUUGCUCAGGGCCGAGGCUGCUGGUAUUCGCAUCCAUGUCCACAGCCUCAAGUUCCCUUCGCAGGAGGUUGGUCUCCCUGAGGGCGUCGAGAAUGUCGUCGGCGUUGACGACACCGACGUCGCCACCAAAGUUUUCCGUGGAAUGGGCCUCCUCCGCCAUCAAAUGGAGCAGUUCAUGGAGCAGAACCCCCCCGACUGUAUCGUCGCCGAUCUGUUUUACCCUUGGGCCUCCGACCUCGCGAAUCGAUUGGGAAUCCCGCGGCUGUUCUUCGAUGGAUCCGGAUCGUUUCCCACCUGCUUGUUGGAGUCCGUCAGACGACCAGGCUCCCCGCACCGCUUUGCAAGCUCCAAAUCCGACCCAUUUGUCCUUGCGGGUCUUCCCCACCCGAUCACCGUGACUCUUUCCCGGCUUCCAGACUACGCCCUAACUACGAACGAAAUAACCUACAUGAUGGAUUCGUUCAGAGACUCGGAACUGAACUGCUAUGGCCGCAUAGUCAACAGCUUCGCCGAGCUCGAAGAGGAAUACAUAGAGCACUACGAGAAAACCACGGGGAAAGCCGUAUGGCACGUGGGCCCCACUACUCUCCUGAACAGGUCGUCGGAGGACAAGGCGGAGAGGAACUUGAAGGCGGUGGUGAGCGAGGACGAGAUCCUGAGUUGGCUCAACUCGAAGCAACCAAACUCGGUGCUUUACGUCUGCUUCGGAAGCGGCGCCUACUUCACCGACGAACAGCUGUUCGAAAUAGCAAGUGCGAUGGAAUCCUCCGGCCACAAGUUCAUCUGGGUGGUUCACAAUAAAGGCCGAACGGAGAACGAAACUGAGGAAGACAGGCAGAAAUGGAUGCCGAGAGAGUUCGAAGAAAGGAUGAGGCGGGAAGACAGGGGAAUGAUCAUACGUGGAUGGGCCCCACAAACACUGAUACUGGACCACGCCGCCAUCGGAGCGUUCAUGACGCACUGCGGGUGGAACUCGCUGAUGGAAGGGAUCUGUGCCGGAGUUCCGAUGAUUACUUGGCCGUUGCACAGCGAGCAGUUUUUCAACGAGAAGCUUCUCGCGCAGGUGCAUGGGAUCGGGGUGGAGGUGGGAGCAGAUGAUUGGGUCCUAAAUAUAUACGUGGAGUAUGCCACCAAGAAUCUGGUAAAACGGGACCGCAUAGAGAGAGCUGUAAGGAAGUUAAUGGACGGUGGAGAUGAAGCGAUGGACAUAAGGAGGCGCGUUCGAGAGCUCACAGAGAAGGCUAAGGCAGCAAUCGGAGAAGGUGGGUCCUCACAAAGGAAACUGACGGCUCUGAUUGAAGAUCUUCAAAGGCUGAAAUCUAUGAGAACAAAGGGUGGGAUCGAUGACGCAAAAGAGGGAGAAUUUAAAAGAGAGAAGUAG